UGGCUACCUCGCCUCAGUCUUGGUGGUACAUUUCCCUCGUUCGGAUGUGUCAAACGUAGUGUCAAUCGGAGUGGAAAAAAUAUUGAUUGCUCUAAUGAGUGUUGAUGAAACCAAAAUGGAACCACUGCCGAUGGCGGCCACAGUGGGAUCAGAUGAGCAAUCAACGGUUGCGUCGCUACCUGAACCAUCGCUGCCAACGGUUCCUGUGCCACCUCCGCCACCAAUCGGUGUCCGUAUCCGACCGAAGAUUUGCGAUGUCCGCAAUUGUAACUCGGACAGUUUGCGCAACCCAGAGUUGCUGUUUGUGUGCGUCCCCACUCAUAACUAUCCCGAACGGCGCUUCGUGUGGUUGACAUUGAUGCAAGCUAUGCGUGAUAAAAAGCGCAGUUACUGUUGCUCGCGACACUUCACGAUUCCAGAUGAUUUUAAAGACUUUCAGGAGUUCAUUUCUGCUCCUCCGGGGUACAAACGACAGUUGCUUGUGAAGAAAGGAGUGGUCCCGCAUCUCAAUAUGCCCCCAUUGAAUAUGUCCGCUUUGCCACCUCUGACGGACCGUUGGCCAAUGACACUGCCAGAGGGUAUGACGGAAGUGGAUCAACUGCGCCAUAAUGCCAUGGCGCACCGCAGUAUGCCACCCCCGCUACCUAUGAGACCCACCCACCUUAACCCACAACAGAUGGCACGGGCGCCAAGUGGUUCUCCAAUCCGGGUCAGACACUCCCGGGGCGUUCAAACCGAUUCAACGCCAACCUGCAUUGGAGGACGGACGAUCGCACCGAGUUUGCAGUAUUGCAGACUCUGCUUCCAAAAGCAAGAUUUGGAACCGAUCUUCACAGGGGACCAAACGCUCAUCGAGCCCGAUCUGAUUGACAAAAUUUAUGGAUGCACCGAAGUGAUGAUUUCCGUUGAGAGCGAUUUUCCUUCAUCGAUAUGCACGGCAUGCUACACAAAGGUGCAGGAUUACGUGAAAUUCCGUAAACUGGUUCAACUGAAUAACCAAUCCCUUCGAGGGGUACUGGUAGCGCCGCAACCAACCAACCCUAACCGCCGAAACCUACCGGCGGUUCCAAGGCGGAAUAGUGUCAUCCGGAAGAUAACUACAGGCAUCGUUUCAAACAGACCAACUCUCAAGGUGACACCACUUCGACCAGUAACGUCCACCCCGCCCAGUUCAACUCAAAGAUCUCCCGCCACUCCGCAACGAGACGAUCCGCUUCUAGAGGUUCAACGUGUUGAAAACGUUGAACGAUAUCAGCGGAGACAGCAAACCAUCGAACGAAAUCAACCGUUGCGCGCCAACAGAGUACAAGACACUCUGUAUCCCGUUCCUUACCGACGACCCGUCACCGACAAUGCCACCGUUGAUGAUCCACUCGCAAGUGCCGAAGGCGAACAGAAGCUUUCGUCGGAUUCGGAAGGCGCUUCUACACCGACAGGAGUUCAACUGGAUGGUCGUGUCGUUCCCGUCACACUGAUCCGCGUUCAGCAGGAAAUAUCUGAGGGUGAAUACGCAGAACCUAAAGCACCCAAUGAAGGCCAGGGUGGUGUCAAAGCAACAGAUCAACUACACGAUGCAACAGUGAAAGAAGAGGAACCUAGUGCUGAGUUACUGCCACCUGAAAUUGUUAAUACUAAUGUCGGAUUUUCUCCGGCAAGAAACAUCAUCAGAGCCAAACCCCUUCACCAGCUAUUACGUAGCAUCGAGAGGAAAAAGCAGAAUGCUCCAAGCGUACUGCAAGCUGUAAAGCUACUCCCAUCUGCUACAGCCAAAGCCCUUGCCAGCCAGAAAUCGUCUCUUAAACCUGUCAACACCUUGACGAGAGGGGUAACGAGUGGUCGUUUCGCUGAGCACAGUAUGCGUAGCAAUCUUGUAAGAACCAUUCCCAAGCAAACCGCAGGACGUAUGUUCCAAAAAUCUAUCCCAGGAUCGCUGUACAAUCUGAUUCAUAGGGCAAAGAAAUUGCAAUCUACAUCACCUUCACCGUCAGCCUUUAAGCAACCUGACACUGCAAAAAUAAGUUCAACACCUUCACCAGAUUUGGAGCUGAUAGAAACUCAACAACCUGUUCAAGAAAAACUUGGAGUGAAGCCUUCCACUCCCACUUCAACUCCGAAAUCCAAGAACCUCACGGAUUCACAAGAAAAACAAAAGGAAAACAGUAUCUCAGAUACUCCGUUUGCUCCUAGGAUUGUUCCAAUCAGUUCCCCGAAGCCAACCGCGAAGUUAAGCGAUCAGCUUUCAACUGCUCCCCCUAUUCCAGUGUCUAAACCCGCGGAGCCAGUUGUACAAACGAAGCUAAAAGAUAGCUCCAACGUUAAAGUUGGUCCCCCUAAACUCAAUCGUUUGGCGGUUGUUCUAUCCAGGCUUGCUACUCCUUCAUCUGCCCAAAAGCCCAAACCAUCGAAACCAGUCUCAAAACCAAAAGAAAAAGACAAUAAUGUGACUGAAACUGCACCAACACGCACGAUUCCUGCAGAAUCACUUUCGCCGCGAUCGUCACGCGUCCGUAAGGUUCCGCUCAAGUUCAAAAACACCGUGGGAUUCCCCAUGCCGAAAGUCGUAACCAUUAAACCGGACCCGGAUGUUGCGCCCGUUGUGCCUUCCCAAGAAUCCAAGGAAAAAACUCAAAAAGCAACAGAACCCCAGGAAAAAUCUAAAAAACUAGCAGAAUCGAAAGAAAUAACGGAAAAACCGAGUCCUCGCGUUACUCGGAGAUCAAACGUGAUCGAUGAAAAACCCACCGCUGAUACACCAAAAGUUACGAAGAAACCCGAAACUACUAAGGAAACGGUGCCGAAGAGCAAACCUAAAGAAAAUGACCCGCCCAGAAAAGAGCCCCCGCGAGUGACUAGACGAUCGGAUGUAGCGAUUGCAAAGCCUGAAGAAGACACGCAACGAGUCAGGGCAGCGAAGCGAAAAUCGGACAACAAACCGGAACCAAAACCGCAUGCACCGCCUCCGUCGAAAUCUCCAAGAGUAGAUUCGCCCAAGACAAAGGUACAGGAAGCUUCUACGUCGAAGGUCCCAAAAGCUAAAGAGCAACCUCAGCAGAAAGCCAAGCAGGCCGCUGUGCAAGCCACUGACAAACGGAAAGAAACAACCGCUUCGACGUCUGUUGAAGCGAAAAUUGCACUAGAUCCGUUGACACUAUCAGUGCCGGUUAAGAAACCGAAGAAAAGACAGGAACUGGAACGGGCUAAAACGCCCGUCUCGUCCAAAGAUUGGAAGUGUCCGUUUUGCCCGAAUAAGGUGUUCGAAGAGAAGAAACGGCUGGUCAAACAUCUGCGCAAGCGACACGGCAUGGACUACGCUUUGGUCCGGCAACGAUUGGCAAUUUAUGGCGGCAAUUGGCGCUAGGGAAUUUUUUUAGCUAGAAAUAGUUCUUGAAUUUGCUUGUUUUUAGAGUAUUUUUAUUCUAUGGUUAAUGUAAAUAAAUGCACAAGUUCUUUGCUCCACGAUUGAG
Armigeres subalbatus is the source of this 3464-nucleotide messenger RNA. RefSeq names its product muscle M-line assembly protein unc-89-like. The record is from RefSeq and is a predicted model, not a curated record. The transcript is spliced from 3 exons. Gene Ontology annotation, cellular component: nucleus. Lineage: Eukaryota; Metazoa; Arthropoda; Insecta; Diptera; Culicidae. The coding region runs from base 95 to 3358 and encodes 1087 amino acids. Gene Ontology annotation, molecular function: zinc ion binding.